ACUGUUACUACACAUAUUUUAAAAAGACUAAUACGUAAAGAAACGUUACGUUACGAACUAUAGGAAACGUUAAUGUUCCUAUCGAAAACAUAUCGUUGAAGUGGCAACUCUGUAUACACCCAAGUGUGAAUGGCAAAUUGACAAAAAGAAGUGAACAACAUUUAUUUACAAAGUCGAAUUUCGGUGCAGUCUUAAAAUGUCUGAGCGCAAAGUAUUAAAUAAAUACUAUCCGCCGGACUUCGAUCCGUCGAAGAUACCGCGCAUGAAAUUGGCGAAAAAUCGUCAAUACACAGUUCGAUUGAUGGCACCAUUUAAUAUGCGUUGCAAAACGUGUGGGGAGUACAUUUACAAAGGCAAGAAGUUUAAUGCCCGCAAGGAGGAUGUGGAAAACGAAACGUAUUUGGGAAUACGUAUCUAUAGAUUCUAUAUCAAAUGCACACGUUGCCUGCAGGAGAUCUCGUUCAAAACUGAUCCGCAGAAUACGGACUACGAGAUUGAGGCGGGCGCAACUCGUAAUUUUAUGGCACUGAAGCUGGCCGAGGAGCAGGCACGUCGCGAAGAGCGUGAAGCACGCGAGGAGGAGGCUAAUAAUCCAAUGAAGUUGCUAGAGAAUCGUACACAACAGUCGCGCAAUGAAAUCGAAAUGCUCGAGAGUCUCGAAGAGCUGCGCGAUCUCAAUAGACGCCAGCAGACCGUGGACUACACGACCAUGUUGGAGCAGUACAAUCCAGCAGAAACGGAACGAGAACGCGCAGAGCGGGAAGAACGCGAAGAUGAGGCGUUUGUCAAAUCUGUAAACUUCAAAAACAAAUCAGAGAGCGGCACACGGAUUGUAGCUGAGGAAAUUAUAGAGGAAUUAACGGAGGAGCGGGAUUCAGAUUCAACUGCGCCCACACCAGCCAAACUUGCCAAGCCUAGUUUUGCGAAACCUAAUUCCAGCAAAGCGAUUUCUGGAGUACAGCUGGUGAAAAGAAAGACGCCCUUGGUACUGGUAAAACCUAAGGCAGAAGGACCUCCAACAUUACAAGGAGGAACAUCAAAAACAGCAGACGGGCCAAGAGCAGCUGAUGCUCAAGCGACAACCACAGCUUCAGAGUCAGCAGGAGCGCCAGCGGGAGCAGGAGCUAAAGCAACAUCAGCAACAACUACCUCUCAACCUGUGGCACCUGCUGGCCUAUCCCUUUUAUCUGCCUACAGCGAUAGCUCUGAGGAUUCCAACUGACCUUUGCAUCUCAGAAGCAUUUAUAUCAAGUCCAUGUUUAUUUACAAACUAAUUAAACUAUAUGCUAAGA
Drosophila hydei is the source of this 1292-nucleotide messenger RNA. Its product is annotated as splicing factor YJU2. The record is from RefSeq and is a predicted model, not a curated record. Gene Ontology annotation, biological process: mRNA splicing, via spliceosome. Gene Ontology annotation, cellular component: U2-type catalytic step 1 spliceosome. The transcript has 3 exons. NCBI's taxonomy places the organism in Eukaryota, Metazoa, Arthropoda, Insecta, Diptera, Drosophilidae. Bases 197 to 1222 code for a protein of 341 amino acids.